GUAAUUGGACAAUAUUAAGAACUAUCAUAUUAAUAGAAAACGGCACUCUCCGUUUGUAUGUGUGUGCGUCUCGUAACUCAGGUGUAUGUAAACACUGGGAGCGUGCAUCGCUACGCUGCUAGUCGUGUAUCUGUAAAGAUUUAUGAGGUGUCAUGGCUAGACCUGGAGCUCAUAGGAAGUUUUAUGACUUUGUCAAUUCAGAAGUCCAAGAUAAGGUGAGAGACGAUAUUGCCAGCACUCCAGAUCUUGUGAAGUAUGUGGCAGAAAAUAUCAUUGGAUCGGCAACUGCUUUCUCAACUCCAUUUGGCACGCGCAAAGUUGUAUAUUGUGAUUAUAUUGCCUCUGGGAGAUCGGUGAAGUUUAUUGAAGACUACAUAAGCAGUGAAGUACUUCCCCAGUAUGGUUCCACACACACAACUUCUUCAGUCACGGCUCUUCAAACAAGUCUCUUCAGACAUGAGGCACGUGAUAUCAUUCGAAAUGCAACCAAGGCAUCGGAGCACGAUCGCGUAUUAUUUGUUGGCAGUGGUGCAACAGGUGCUUUGCAGAAGUUAAUCCAUGGGUUGAAGUUAUCCGAGGCUCCAGUUGUGUUCGUAGAUCCAUAUACACACCACUCUAGCCUUCUGCCAUGGAGGGAGAUUGGUGCAACGGUGAUUCGGAUUCGUGAGACGAGAGUGGGAGGUAUUGACCAUGUACAUUUGGAAGAUAUGCUAAAGCUGCACCAGGGUAAGAGUUGCCGGCUGAUAGGAUGUUUUACUGCAGCCAGCAAUGUGACAGGAAUCAUGGCAGAUGAUGUAGAGCUCACUAUACUUCUCCACAAGUAUGGUGCUCUUGCAUUUUGGGAUUAUGCAACUGCUGCUCCUUAUGUGGAUUUGAAGAUGAAUCCGCUGGUUAGUGGAGAUUGCGGAGGACUUGCCCAUAAAGACGCUGUCUACUUUUCAAUGCACAAGUUCCUCGGUGGAGUACAGACUCCAGGUAUUUUAAUUGCAAAGAAAAGUUUGUUUGAGAAUUCUGUACCUGAAGUAUGUGGAGGUGGAACUGUGUUCUAUGUGUCAAGAGACUCUCACCGAUACUUACAGGACCUGGAGACACGUGAAGAGGGUGGAACUCCAGCCAUUGUCGAGUCUAUCCGUGCUGGACUUGUAAUGCAGCUGAAAAACUCUGUCACGCCAGAGUUCAUAACCACUCGCAACACACACCUUUUAAGGAAACUUUCAGAAUUGUCAGAUAAUGUUGAAGAACUAGAGGUGUUGGGAAAUGUUGAUUUCCCAAACAGACUGCCAAUUCUGUCAUUUGUUGUACGUCAUUUGCAGUCAGGCCUCCUCUUGCAUCACAAUUUUAUUUGUGCUGUCUUGAAUGAUGUGUAUGGAAUUCAAGCCCGAGGAGGUUGUGCAUGUGCAGGACCUUAUGCUCAGGACCUCCUUGGCAUUGAUGAGGACCUUGCUCAACGCUAUGAGAAGUUAUUGGUGGAAGAUUGCAGAUUAGAUAGGUCGCAUCUUCGAAGACAGCAUGAACACAGUGAUGUGGAAGUGCUGAGGCCAGGCUUUGUUCGCCUUAAUAUCCCGUAUACAGCUUCAGAUGAACAGGUUGACUUUAUACUGAGUGCCGUAAGAGAGGUGUGCAUAAAUGGAUGGCGGUUACUUCCCAAGUAUAAUUUCAAUCCACAAACGGGUGAAUGGAAGCACCACACUAAUCUGGUCUUCCGUGAGAGAUUGUGGCUGCAGAACAUCUCCUAUGCUAAAGGCUUCUUCUCCUACCAGAGGAAGAAUAUGUCUGGUGAGGCUCCAAACUAUGAAGAUUGUCUUAUAGAAGCUAGACAAAUAUUUAAUCAUUCAAACAAGGUAUCUUUAAGACGUCAGGUUCCAGAAGAUAUUAUCCUCUUCCGGGAAGAAGCAGCACGUUUGCGUUGGUUCCUGCUUCCAAGUGAAGCAAAAGAGUUCCUUGCACAGCCCACUACUUCAGUUCUACCUGGUGACAAUUGUGGUCCCCUUCCCUUCACGCCGCUGGUCUACCCCCUGAAGGAAUCGGACUUGUGCACGAGGCCAGAUUUUGUUUGGCAGCCAACAGGGCCUUAUAUACUGAAUACAAAAACAACUAAUGUUUCAAUGAAGUUCAAUCCCAAUAUUCAAAAUAGAGCUAAUGAAACUGUUAGAGAAAAUAUGUGCACGCUUCCAGAAAUCACAAAAGAAAAGAUGGAGAUCUCGGAAGAUAAGGGAAGAGACCAAAAUGGACAAAACGGUGAAAAUAUUAACAUAUCCAGUUGCAAUAAACAACAACACCAUAUAUCUUCAGUCAGCAGAGCUGCCAGAGAUGAUCACAAACAUUUCCCAACACAAAAUUAUUCAGAUGCAAGUUCCAGUGAAGAAGACGAAAACACCGCUGUGUCAUGUGAUCAUUCUGGUGCGAAUGUCGGUACUCAAGAACAACGUAUUGAUCACGAUAAACUGAUAGAGAAGGAAAGGGCCCCUGAUGAAAAGGUAUCCAUACUGGAAAACGAGAAGACGUUCAUAUUGGAAAAUGAGAAGACAUCCAUAUUGGAAAACGAGAAGACAUCCAUAUUGGAAAACGAGAAGACAUCCAAAUUGGGUGAUGAAAAGGCAUCCACACUGAAUAAUAAAAAGGCAUCCUUAUUGGAUAAUUUAAAGUCAUCCUCACUGGAUGAUGGAAAGAAAUUCAUAUUCGAUAAAGACAAUAUCCAUAAAAAAAAUGACAGUGUUGUUUCUUCUAAUAAAAGAUCCAAAGUAGUGUGUGAAGAUCUGUCGUGUUUCAUGCAGAGAAAGGACACAAGUCCUUGCACUGUCACUUCAGUACAAAAUAAGUGGCAUUCUCCUCCAAAGAAUAUAUUCAAUCCUGCAGUUGAAGCUCUCCAGGAAUUUGAUAUGAUAAAAGAUGGUGACCGCGUUCUAGUUUGUCUGUCUGGAGGAAAGGAUUCUCUGUCACUGCUUCAUACACUUCGGCAGUAUCAGUUUUACGCUGGUGCGAGAGGAAUCCAUUUCUCUGUGGGUGCCGUAACAGUGGACCCAAUGAGUGCAUCGUAUGACCCAAGACCACUCGUCCCUUACCUGGCUAGUUUAGGAGUUCCUUACUUCUUUGAGCAGCAGGAUAUUUUAAAGCAGGCUGCUGAUUUAGAAAACCUGAAUUCAAUCUGCAGCUUUUGCUCCAGAAUGAAACGUGGCAGGAUAUAUGCCACUGCCCGACGUGAAAGAUACAAUGUUCUUGCAUUUGGCCAACAUCUCGAUGAUCUUGCAGAGAGCUUCAUGAUGUCCGUGUUUCACAAUGGAAGGCUUCGCACAAUGAAGGCACAUUAUAAUGUAAAAGAAGGCGAUCUUCGGGUUAUUCGUCCUUUUGUCUAUGUACGAGAGAAAGAUUUGAGAAGAUUUGCAGAAUCAAAGAAGCUGCCAGUUAUUCCUGAGAACUGCCCUGCAUGUUUUGAGUCACCCAAGGAACGUCAUCGAGUGAAGCAAAUGCUGGCCCAGCAAGAGGUGUUGUUCCCUGGAUUGUACUGGUCUCUACGCACAGCUUUGCAUCCAGUCAUGGCAAUAAAUGCAACAGGAAUGGAAAAUGCAAUAUUUGGGAAAAAGGGCACAUUAGGAAUUCUCUCUAAACUCAAUGGCAGCACUGAAGAUGAUGAAGCGUAGUCCUCUUGAAAUGUUUUAUAUCACCUGAAGAUGGAAAUAAAUGAUAUUUCUGUUA
Procambarus clarkii (red swamp crayfish) is the source of this 3693-nucleotide messenger RNA. Lineage: Eukaryota; Metazoa; Arthropoda; Malacostraca; Decapoda; Cambaridae. The record is from RefSeq and is a predicted model, not a curated record.